AUGAUAAGCAUAGGCUUACUUGUUGUAUUUGCUUGUUUUACACAAAACAUUUAUGCUAAUCAACCUGUUACUGUAACCACAAAAUAUGGUGAUAUACUUGGAUAUCAAACUGAUGUAGCUCGUGUAUUUUAUGGAAUUCCAUUUGCUCAACCACCUGUUAACAGCUCACGAUGGCAACCACCUGCGCCAGUACAAAAAUGGUCUCCAAAUGUAAUAAAUGCUACAGUACCAGCACCUGCUUGUCCACAACCCGAAUGUAAACUUCCACCUAUUUUGUGUCCAGCUAGAACUUCAGAAGAUUGUCUUUACUUAAAUGUUUUUACACCAAUAAAAACAAAUUCAACACCUUUACCCGUUAUGAUUUUUAUUACUGGUGGAAAUUUUCAAUUUCUUGAUGCUUCAGCACCAAUCUAUGAAUCAGAACGUUUCGUAAAUACAACAAAUACUGUUCUUGUAUUUAUUCAAUAUCGACUUGGUAUUCUUGGUUUUUUGGCAACUGGUACAGGUCCAAAUGAUAUUAAAGGUAAUUAUGGUAUACUUGAUCAACGUCUAGCUAUUGCUUGGGUUAAAGCAAAUAUUGGCGUAUUUGGUGGAGAUCCAGAUGAGAUCACAUUAUUUGGUCAAAGUGCUGGUGGUCAAUCAACUGCAUUACAUUAUGUUUCAAGUGAUAUGCAAACAUUUUUUAAACGAGCAAUUAUUCAAAGUGCACCAAUAACAAUUCCUUUUAGAACUUAUCUAGAAUAUGUAACACCAAGUGUUCUUCUUGCAGAACAACUUCAUUGUGCUGUUGGUGAUGUUGCAUGUUUUCGUCGUGCAUCCUAUCAAGAUAUUAUUCUUGCUCAAACUGUUAUUAAUAAUAUGCUUACUUCACUUAAACUUUUACUUUUCUUUGAACCAUGGGUACCUGUCAUUGAUAAUAAUGUUGUACAUGGUCAACUUCUUGAUGUUGUGAAAAAUACAUCAUUUCCUCUUAAAGAACUUAUUAUUGGUACAUUAACCGAAGAAGCUGUAUUUUUUAUUUAUGAAGGAUGGACAAAACCAGUUACACCAGCCACCUAUGGAGAGGUUAUUUUAGCUACAUUUUUAGAAGAUGCUCUUAAAGUUAUCGAACAUUUUCCACCUGAUAGUAUAUCUGAUUUACGACCAUUAUUAUCUCGUAUUGCUACCGAAUGGGUAUUUGCUUGUUCAACUCGUGUUUUUGCUCGUAAAGCUGCUUCUUAUUCGUAUGUAUUUGGUUAUCCACUUGAUUUUGAUGGUUGGGGUAAUGAAACAUUUUGUAAUGGACAUGUUUGUCAUGGUGGUGAGUUACCAUUUGUAUUUGAAUCAGCUUGGGUCAAUUUUACUGAUGCUGGACGACGUGUUUCUGAAAGUAUAGCAACAUAUUUUACUAAUUUUGCUACAAGUCAAGAUCCAAAUGAACCAAUGCGUGUAGCAACUCCAUGGCCAAGAAUGUCAAGUGGAAAUGAGAAAUAUAUGUAUUUUAAGGAUCCAUUGGAAGUACGAGAAAACUAUUUGAAAGAUGAUUGUGAUUUUUGGGAUAAAAUUGGUUAUGGAAAAAGUUUUUUUAAUAUUCAUAAAUAA
Adineta steineri is the source of this 1581-nucleotide messenger RNA. The record is from the annotation of a GenBank genome assembly. NCBI's taxonomy places the organism in Eukaryota, Metazoa, Rotifera, Eurotatoria, Adinetida, Adinetidae.